Messenger RNA from Coccinella septempunctata (seven-spotted ladybird), 759 nucleotides. RefSeq lists its product as uncharacterized. The record is from RefSeq and is a predicted model, not a curated record. The transcript has a single exon. Lineage: Eukaryota; Metazoa; Arthropoda; Insecta; Coleoptera; Coccinellidae. The coding region runs from base 1 to 759 and encodes 252 amino acids.
AUGCCGAAUACCACGGAAACGGAUAAGAGGCAAACUAAGCUGAAGGCCUUGGAAUCCAAAAAACAAAUGUUUUUCUUACGGCUUCAAAAGCUUUCAGAUUAUAUUAAAGAUUUGAAUAAGCCUAAAGUUGCAGAAUAUUUCAGAAUGGGUUUAUACUCUAUUGAAACGACAAAACAAAGCAUUAUGGAAGUUGUAGAAGAGAUAAAUAUGAUUCAAUUAGACAUAAAUCCCGAUAGUUCACCAAAUUAUCAAGCAAUUGAAGCUGCUGAAGAUUUAUAUUGUCGUAUUAAAUUAGCCGCAGAUCAGGUAGAAAAAGGUUCGUUGGAUUCUAGUAGUAGUAGUGGUACAAUUUCAAAAAUUCCAUUAAAACCGCAACACAAAUUACCUGCAAUUGAAUUGGUAGAUUUUAAUGGUGAUCCUAAAGUAUGGCCCAUAUUUUACCAAAACUUCAAGAGUUGCGUUCAUGAAAAUGCUGAGCUAGACGAUGCGUGCAAAAUACAUUAUCUGCUGAGUAAACUCAGUGGCCGUGCCCUCACUAUUUGUUCUGGAAUACCUCCAAUUGCAAAUAACUAUGAAAGUAUUUGGAAGUUGUUGAUUAAUACAUAUCAAGAUGAAAGAUUGUUAGCUUCCACGUAUUUACGAUCAAUAUUCGAGUUCAAACCUAUAACUGUGGAGUCAUCCAAUCAUUUGAAUCAUUUUCUAGAAAAAUUUGACGUAUCUGUUAGUGCAUUCAAGCAACUCAACGUUCAUUCGAAAUGA